UUUUCAUAAAAUGUUGAAGAUGAAUAUCCUCUUUUAUCGAGGCGAAAUUUUUGAUUUGAUAGUGGUCAUCAUCGGCUCUUCGAUGAUGGCCGAAAACACAGACUCCCCGCCGACGUAGCAAAAAAAGUGUUACAUACUUAUCUCUUACUAUGACCCUCUUAGCUGAAAGACGAGCGCAAAUGCCUUUCCUUCAAGGUCCAUACGUUGGUCAUUCUCACAAAGCAAUCUGCAUUGAAAUGACGGCUUGACAGAUACUGCUCUGAAGCGCCGCAGGUUCAACUUAUUGUUAGUCCGCCUCAGCUGAGUUGCGAUAACAAAGAUUUAACAAUCUUCCAAAUCUUUGCAUUAGAAACAUUGCGAACUUAGUCAUUUCGGAUGUGAAACAGUGUUAUAAAAAAAGAACAUAGGACGCACCUGAUGAACUUGCUGCUCUUACUACUUCCACUGGCGGGAGCUUACAUAAGCCCGAACAACAACAAACAAAUUUUCAGAAGCUCGAAUCAGUCCCCGUUUCCAGCCUUUCUCAACAAAUGUAACGCAGCAUGUCCCGGGCAUUGCGAAGAUGGAUGGGCGUACUUUAGCGAUACGGAUGCUUGCUACAAGAAUUUCUUCGAUGCGAACUAUAACGAUGCAGAACACCUCUGCAACAUUCUUGGAGGACAUCUGGCUUCAAUUCACACCUAUAAAGAGAAUUAUUUUGUUGCAGAGUUGGCAAAAAUGGGUAGAGUAAUUAGUGAUAUUCACGACAUGACUUGGAUAGGCUUACGUGAAGGUCCGGAAAAAGAUAAGUGGAUAUGGACUGACGGAACCAAGCUUGACUUCACUGUGUGGGCUUCGAAUUCGCCUGAUCGUAAAUGGAAAGAAGGCAAACGCUGCGUGCUGGUAUGA
Molecule: messenger RNA, 888 nt
Organism: Cylicocyclus nassatus
Lineage: Eukaryota; Metazoa; Nematoda; Chromadorea; Rhabditida; Strongylidae
Source: the annotation of a GenBank genome assembly